UCCGCGACUUUGGCCGUACACGCGACCCGCACUAAAUCAUUUGUUCGACGGGGGUGGUAGUCGAGAGUUGAGAUUCGGUGGGGUGCACAUAAUAGACAUAUCGGACAUGUCCUCCGCGAACGAGCACAUGUUGCCACCGCCCCAGAAGCACAAACUGUCGCCGCUGGAGCUGCGCAACACGGACCUGGUGUCGAGGUUGCUCGCGGCCACGCCCCCCUACCUCUACAACAUGUCACUCCUCCCCAACACCUACUUCUUCAGCGAAAUGCUGAGGUCGUUCGUGCAGGCGAAAAACGAGCAGAGCCUGCAGCGGAAUGCGAUGAACUUCCAGCCGCCGCUGAGGCGGUCGCGGAAGCGGGCAUGGCCGGCGUGCGUGCGGGAGACCGCCCCUACCGUCGCCGCCGCCGCCGCGACGGACGGCAAACGUAUGGAUAACCCGGAGCCGUGGAUGAUCAAGAGCAACCGGAAAAAUGAAGAAAAUCCGCUGGAGCUUACCCACAAAAUGGAGGAGGAGGCGAAGCCGAAAACGGAAGGAUUGGAGGAACACCAUCAACAACAAUUUGUAGGUGCGCAGGAGCAUUCGCCGAACUUGGUGUUGCCGCCUCCGCCGCCCAUGUGGUACCCGCCGCUCUACCCCAACCCACCGUACGGUAUAGAUCCGUUGCACUUCUUCAUAGAUCUCAGGGUCUCCGGUCACAUUUACGACAGGCAGAACAACAAUCAUCAACCGCCGAAAGAGGGAGGAGAAAAUUCCGACACUGGCCCGUCGACUUCUGUCGGACCGACAAACAACCAGGAGAUGAGAGAGGAUGUCAAGUCCGAGGACAGCAAAGACCUUUUCAAGCAGACUAGGCAAUGUUCGGCGUUCACGGUACCAGUACCAGGUAAGACCAAGCAGCCGAAGAAAUUCGACGUCAAGUCGAUGGGGUUAGACAAGGCCCGGAACAAGGCCGGCACGAACUAUAUCAUGGGUAACAUCGCUUCUAUAUACAAGAGUCUAGGGACGUCCAAGGGGACCGCAGACAACGACGCCGAGAAGAAGGUUAAAGAUUUACGAACGCUAAUCGGAUUGGAGCUCGUGGUGGAUUACAUGAGCCACAAGAAGCCGAUCGAUGAUGUGUCCAAUCAGGAGUCGAACGACGAGACCCUGUCUUCGGAUAUAGAGUCGGUGGGUAGUCCCACCCUCGAGGUAGUCGCCCUCCAGUAGGCGAGGUGAUUGUUGCAAUAAUAUAAUUCGUUGUGUUAAAACAAUGUUACGCGAUCUAGUCAGUGGGGAAGUAGUGCUUAAUAUCAAAAUUUCAAUUGUACAAAAUAAAGUGAGAGGA
This is a messenger RNA of Cylas formicarius (sweet potato weevil), 1325 nucleotides long. RefSeq lists its product as uncharacterized. Lineage: Eukaryota; Metazoa; Arthropoda; Insecta; Coleoptera; Brentidae. The record is from RefSeq and is a predicted model, not a curated record. The transcript has 2 exons. The coding region runs from base 107 to 1207 and encodes 366 amino acids.